AUGCCUCACAGACGCCCUCAGCCGGUCGACGUCGAGGAUGACGAGGGUUAUGUGAAGGACCUGUAUCUCAGGUUGGACAAGAUCCGCAUUGCAUCCUUGCGUGCAGAAGCCCGUCGUGCACUAAGUGAACAGAUCGCUUCUCGGCCGCAUAUCCGGAUAAGACGGUGCACGGUAGUUUAUCAGAAGCCCUCUGGUGAAUUUUGCAAGUACUACAUCAACAAGAUCGUCUCAUUCAACACGACUUAA
Diaporthe batatas is the source of this 246-nucleotide messenger RNA. RefSeq lists its product as uncharacterized. The transcript is spliced from 2 exons. The coding region runs from base 1 to 246 and encodes 81 amino acids. Lineage: Eukaryota; Fungi; Ascomycota; Sordariomycetes; Diaporthales; Diaporthaceae. The record is from RefSeq and is a predicted model, not a curated record.